GUUUUGUGGACUGAUAAUUUGUGGACCUCCUCUUCUUCGGCUACUCCUUCACGGCCCGACCGGAGCGGUGCGAGUCGUUCCAUGCUCAGUGCAUCAUGCGGGUCGUGGAGGCCCACUCGGUGAGGAGGAUGAGCGUGGUGGGGCUAAGCUACGGUGGGUUCAUCGGGUACAGCAUCGCGGCACAGUACCCUGCGGCAGUGGAGAGUCUGGUAAUAUGCUGCUCGGCCGUGUGCAUGGAGGAGAAGGACCUGAAGGACGGCGUCUUCAGGAUCUCUGACCUCGAGGAGGCGGCGGAGAUUCUCGUCCCCCAGACCCCUGACCGCCUUCGGGAGCUCAUGGGCUUCACCCUUUACCAGGGACAGCCUCUCCGCCUCAUCCCUUCUUGCAUUCUCAAUGACUUCAUUCAUGUAAGUGAUUCUAUCUCUUAAUUAGUUGACUCAUUAAUUGGUAAUUAUUUGUUUAGUGGGUUCGAUUUCAGAUCUCCAGAAGUAGAACUUGAGCUGAAUACAUAUGUGACUUUGGUCAAUUAUUAGGAUUUUCAAUGAUUGAGCAGAAACAUGAACAACCUCUGGUAUCUAACCAUCGAGCUUAUAAUAUAAAUGAUGGGAUAGGUUUUGUCCUGUCCGUGAUGUAAAUGCACCGAGCUUACAGAGAUAUGUUAAAAUCGUGCACAUGAAUUGUGAAGGAACAGCAUGAAGGGUCAUGCUUCUUGCAUGAAGGAUCAACAUGGGUUGAUGCUGUUUUCAUCGUCUGCUUGUCAAACUUGACAUUACAUAGAAGAAAAAUAGUUCCAAAAACAGGACAGAGUUAGGUUUCGAGCUGGUUCCGGAUAAGAUAA
Punica granatum (pomegranate) is the source of this 838-nucleotide messenger RNA. NCBI's taxonomy places the organism in Eukaryota, Viridiplantae, Streptophyta, Magnoliopsida, Myrtales, Lythraceae. The record is from RefSeq and is a predicted model, not a curated record.